AUGAUUUGUUCAAAAUUAUCUCUGUUGAGAUAUGUUCAUUUAGUUUAUUACUUUUUAAUAAUAUCAUUUUGUUUUUAUAAUAAUAUUUAUUGUUUUAAUGUAAACCUAACUAAACCAAAUGAAGAAGCUAAUAUUAUAAGACUUAACAAAUUAAUUUCCAUGAAAAGAAAUAUUUCAAGAAGAAAAUCAGAUGAAUUUAUUAAAGAUGGAAAAGUCAAAAUAAACAAUAAAAUAAUAACAAAUCCAGGUACACAUGUACAUAUAGGAAAAGAUAGUUUACGCAUAUGUGACAAAAAAAUUAAAUUAACAAAUAUUUUAAAUAUGAUAAAACAAAAUUCAACCAAAUUACAUAAAUGGAUAGUUUUACAUAAACCAAAAGGAUUAUUAUGUACAUCCAACGAUGAAAAAAAUAGAAAAUCUAUAUACACACUUUUGCCUGAGGAAAUGUUACAAAAGUAUCGAUUAGUAACAGUAGGGAGACUUGAUAGAAACACCUCAGGAGUACUACUACUUACCAACGAUUAUGCUUGGGUAAAUAAAUUAACUCACCCAAAAUAUCAAAGGAUAAGAACAUAUAGAGUACAUAUUGAGGGUCCUGUUAAAAUGAAUGCCCUCAAAGAACUAGCCAGAGGUAUCUAUUUAGAAGAUGAUGAAAAAGAACAACCAAAAAAGAAAUAUAAUAACAACGAAUCAAGUGAAAAAUCAAAAAUAGAUGACAAACAGAAAAAAAAACAAUCAAAAAUGAAAAAAACGAAUCCAGCUUUUAUUGAAAUCCUUAGGGAAGAAAAAAUAAAAAUAAAGGAAGACAACAAAAAAAUAACUGUUCUAAAUAUAAGUAUAAAAGAAGGAAGAAAUAGACAAAUCAGAAAAAUGUUUCAACAAAUUAAUCAACCAGUUAUUAAAAUUAAAAGAACAUCCUUUGAAAAUAUUACGCUCAAAAAUAUAUAUUUCCCAAAACAAUAUAGGGAGUUAAAUCAAAAAGAAGUCAAUGAUUUAAAGUUAAGAAAUUUUUAA
Molecule: messenger RNA, 1014 nt
Organism: Plasmodium adleri (nom. inval.)
Lineage: Eukaryota; Apicomplexa; Aconoidasida; Haemosporida; Plasmodiidae
Product: pseudouridine synthase,putative
Exons: 2
Coding region: 1-1014 (337 amino acids)
Biological process (GO): pseudouridine synthesis
Molecular function (GO): pseudouridine synthase activity; RNA binding
Source: RefSeq, a predicted model, not a curated record